This is a messenger RNA of Manihot esculenta (cassava), 1321 nucleotides long. Its product is annotated as perakine reductase. The record is from RefSeq and is a predicted model, not a curated record. Gene Ontology annotation, cellular component: cytoplasm. The transcript is spliced from 7 exons. The coding region runs from base 82 to 1131 and encodes 349 amino acids. Lineage: Eukaryota; Viridiplantae; Streptophyta; Magnoliopsida; Malpighiales; Euphorbiaceae.
UCCCUCUAUAUAUAAUGUAGAAUAAACAUACUCCUCAACCACAGCAAAAGCCAAGAAAGAAACACAUUAUCUUGAGCAACGAUGGCUGGAGAACAAAGAGUUGUAAUUCCAAGGAUGAAACUAGGUUGCCAAGGAUUAGAGGUCUCCAAACUAGGCUUUGGGUGUAUGGGACUGAGUGGUGGGUACAGCGCCCCUGUCUCCGAUGAGGUUGGAAUUUCAAUCAUUAAGGAAGCAUUCGAUUCAGGAAUUACAUUUUUUGACACGGCCGAUGUAUAUGGAUUUCGCACUAAUGAAAUCCUGGUUGGUAAGGCAUUGAAGCAAUUGCCCAGAGAAAAGAUUCAGUUGGCUACAAAAUUUGGCAUAGUUUUAAAGGGUUCUGAUUAUACAAGCAGCGGAAUCAAUGGCAAACCUGAAUAUGUUCGUGCAUGCUGUGAGGCUAGUCUAAACCGUCUUGGCUUGGAUUAUAUUGAUCUCUACUAUCAACAUCGAGUGGACACUUCAGUACCAAUAGAAGAAACGAUGGAAGAGCUCGUAAAGUUAGUAGAAGAAGGGAAAAUUAAGUACAUUGGACUAUCUGAGGCAAGCCCUGACACUAUAAUGAGGGCACAUGCAGUUCAUCCGAUUACUGCUGUGCAGAUGGAAUGGUCCCUCUGGUCCCGUGACAUUGAGGAAGAAAUAAUUCCACUCUGCAGGAAACUUGGAAUUGGAAUAGUUACAUACAGUCCUCUUGGUCAAGGGUUUUUUGGAGGCAAAGCAGUUGUGGAAAGUUUGCCUUCAGAGACACUUCUGAAAUUUCAACCAAGGUUCAUAGGAGAAAAUCUGGAAAAGAAUAAGUUAAUAUAUGCUCGACUAGAAAAUUUGGCAAGAAAAUAUGGAUGUACUACUGCUCAGCUUGCUCUUGCAUGGGUUCUUAAUCAAGGGGACGAUGUCGUUCCAAUCCCUGGGACUACAAAGAUUAAAAAUCUGAAGGACAAUAUUGGAGCUUUGAGAGUAAAACUCACAAAAGAAGAGUUGAAGGAGAUUAGUGAUGCAGUUCCUCCAAAUGAAGUUGCUGGAGUUAGAACACCAUACACCCAAUAUACAUGGAAGUUUGCUGAUACUCCACCAAGAGAUAGCCAUUUCUCAGCCUGAAUUUCUCUAUACAAUCAAAGUGGGAAAGUGCUUUAAUUCCCACUUGAACUAUGUUUCUGUGUAUGACGCUAAACGGUGGAUUAUUGCCUUUUAAUAAUCUUGUUUCUAAUAAUAUGUCAAAAUGUUGGAACUUGGUAAUAUAUAUUACUAGAUAAUAAUCUGCGUGAUGCAGUUGAAUUUUUUUUUAUCA